This is a messenger RNA of Colletotrichum chrysophilum, 303 nucleotides long. RefSeq lists its product as uncharacterized. The record is from RefSeq and is a predicted model, not a curated record. Bases 1 to 303 code for a protein of 100 amino acids. Lineage: Eukaryota; Fungi; Ascomycota; Sordariomycetes; Glomerellales; Glomerellaceae. The transcript has 2 exons.
AUGAUCGAGAUCGGCUUCGAAGACGUGAGCAUCUAUAUGCAUAAGUGGCCCACGAACAGCUGGCCCAAGGAUUUGAAGUUCAAAGAGCUGGGAAUGUGGCAAAACCAAAGCAUGAUGGAAGGACUCGAGGGUUUUACAAUGGCCCCUCUCACGCGUGCGCUAGACUGGAAGAAGGAUGAGGUCAACGUUUUCCUCAUCGAUGUGCGCAAGGAGAUCAACAACAGAGACGUUCACGCGUACUGGCCAAUUUAUUUUAUCAUGGGUCGCAAGCCUUUUAAGGCGGAGACGCCAGCCCCAGCUUAG